This is a messenger RNA of Ilex paraguariensis (yerba mate), 294 nucleotides long. The record is from the annotation of a GenBank genome assembly. NCBI's taxonomy places the organism in Eukaryota, Viridiplantae, Streptophyta, Magnoliopsida, Aquifoliales, Aquifoliaceae.
AUGAUAAUGACUAAGCUGAAGCAAACUGAAGUGGACUGUGAGCUACUGAAGAAGUGUUGUGAAAAACUAACUGAGGAGAACAGAAAGCUGCACAAGGAGCUGCAACAGCUGAAAGCAGUAAAACUAUCACCACCGUUCUACAUGCAACUGCAGGCAGCCACCCUAACCAUGUGCCCUUCCUGUGAGAAGAUCGGUGGCGUCGGCGCUGUCGAAAACUCCACAAAAUCUCCUUUCUCAACAGGCACAAAGCCUCACUUUUAUAGCCACUUUACCCAUCCAUCCGCAGCUUGCUAG